CCUGCGACUGCCCUCACCACCCCAGCCAUGAUCUCCUUAACGGACACCCAGAAAAUUGGAAUGGGAUUAACAGGAUUUGGAGUGUUUUUCCUGUUCUUUGGGAUGAUUCUCUUUUUUGACAAAGCACUACUGGCUAUUGGAAAUGUUUUAUUUGUGGCCGGCUUGGCUUUUGUAAUAGGUUUAGAAAGAACAUUCAGAUUCUUCUUCCAAAAACAUAAAAUGAAAGCUACAGGAUUUUUUCUUGGUGGUGUGUUUGUAGUCCUUAUUGGGUGGCCUUUGAUAGGCAUGAUCUUCGAAAUUUAUGGAUUCUUUCUUUUGUUCAGGGGCUUCUUUCCUGUUGUCGUUGGCUUUAUUAGAAGAGUGCCAGUUCUUGGAUCCCUUUUAAAUUUGCCUGGAAUUAGAUCAUUUGUAGAUAAAGUUGGAGAAAGCAACAAUAUGGUAUAACAACAAGUGAAUUUGAAGACUCAUUUAAAAUAUUGUAUUAUUUAUAAAAAUUCAUUUGAAGAAUAUUCAGCACAAAAUUAAAUUACCAGAAAUAGCUUAUCAUGUUCUUUACAGAAGUUUAAAACUUAUAGCCUCCAAAGUACCAACAGCAAUUAGCAAAGAAGCAAUGAAAACAGGCUUCUAAUUCAGUGAUCUGAGAAGCCAUCAAGCAAACUGAGGGAAUUGAAAUCCAUGUUACAAUUCAAAUUGAAACUUGAAGGCUAUUUUUAUUGUUUUUCCACAGUGUGCUAAACACAGCCAUCUUUAGAAAAUGUGGCGCCUGUCUCUUUUCACGUGAGGGUUCAGGAGCACACGUAGGCAUUUGCUUUCUAGAAAUGUCCACUGCAAUGACAAAAAUAUUUCCAGUUGCACUGUCUCUGAAAGUGAUGCAUGAGUUAGAUUGGAUUAUGUCUUUUUGAUGUGUUAAAAGCAAGAAAAACACCGUUUUGAUGUACAAAUCACUUUUUGUAAACCUGUAGUUAAAACUUUUGUGGUUCUUCUGAAUCUUAAUAUUUUAAAGCCAGAUAAAAAUAUGAAGUAGAUAUUCUUUGUUGGAAUAUGCAAAGGUCAUUUUUUACUAGCUUUUUAGUCCCUAAACGAUGAUAGCUGACUCAGCUCUUUUUUGGUUGGCAGUUACACUCUUGAAAUGCUCAUACUGGGAGUCUGACCUCCUGUAUAUCUGUCUGUGUCAGUCGUUACAUGGAAACAUUUAUCAAAAAGCAUUCGUGACCAUGAAGUCGUCUGUUACAUGGCUUGUGUUAUUGAAUAGUCUUAUUUAAAAUACUAAAUGAUGCAAACCAAAUGGGUUUUCCCAUAUCAUGUUGUAGUUUUUAUUUUUUUUAAUGUUAGCAGUGGUUUAUUAAUUUGUUUUUCCUAAAUUAAAUAACUUUUUGUAAUGUCUUCUUUAAGGCAUAUAACAUAUUAAAAGGUUAAACUUACGACUUUUUUAAAGGCUAUUCAUUUCAUCCGAGUUUUCCCUUCUUUUCAGCUUUUUCAUAACAUACACAAAUCAGUAUGAGUUAUAGACAUACGCUUCAUAUUCAUCUUGAGUUAGCAGACAAAAAACCUGAGUUCACAUGCUGAUGUUAUUUUACUGCAAUUAAAAACUGGCUAUAGUUUCUUAAAAAACAUGACACUAAAACAAUAAUGAGUGUGUUGCUUUUUUUCCUGCCAUUGCUGACUGACAGUAGGAAGCAGCAGUUGUUUUAGUUUCCCAGGGUAUCGGCUUUGUGGUAAAUGUAGGAACAGAUUUCAACAGCCAUAGUGCUAUUUGUUUUACCACUACUGAUUGCACUACUUACUUUUUCUAACAGUUGCAACGCUUUUUAAUGCAUAAAAUUAUAAUUGAAAUUUGUAGUAUUUAUUUACAAACAUGUCUACAAGAUAUAUUACAGCUUGUGUUAUUUUCAGUUAAAUCUUGAUGCACAGGGAAAAUCCCACCUUGCUCACCUAAAGAAGGAAAGACUUGGUAGAAAGUGUAAUGGUUCAGUCUUGUGGAUUACUGUCUUUUUUGGUACUUGCAUUUAAAAUAUUAUAUAAUCUGUGAAAAAUACGAUAAUAUUGACAAAUGGAGACUCCUACCUCAAUAGUUCAUGGAAUAAUAAGAGACCUAGUGUUGUGUCUAAUGUUCUUCAAAAAAGUAAUAUCUUCAUUUGGAAAGUGUCAAAUACACAUACCUUGAGGAUUGACUUAUGUAAGGUGCCCUGUAGAACUCUGUUACACAUAUUUUUUGACUGACCUGUAUUAUUUACAGUGGCUAGAGAAAUGCUACCUUUUUAGAGAAAGAACAGUAUCUGUUCAUCCAAGGAACAUCCAUAUUAUUUAACUCCUUUGUAGACAUGGAUUUCUAUUAAAAUGUUCUUUGCAGUGUAACAGAGUUCCCUUUUUCAGCAAUCAUGUCAGAAAGCAUUGUUGAACUUAAAAGGAUUUGAUAAUCUCCCAGACCUUAGUAAGAAUGAGAGGCUAGAGCAGUUUUCAGUUUUAUAUGAGUCUGCAUUUAAUAUCACAUGUCCAUUUGAGACUACUUGGCAGCAUCAUAUAUGUCUUGUUCAGAACCCCCAUGAGGCUCUAUUUUUAAACAUACCAGUCUUCUGAAGAAAGGCUCUGUACAUCUUAUCGUUUCUUCCUUUACAAAACAGCCUUCUGUCUUUGUGACAAAACUGUACUUUGAUUCUUUCUACAGAGAUGGAGGAAAAGGUCUCAUACUCCUUAGCCUUAAGUGUUUCUGCCCCAUGUUUAAAUGUAUUUUCUGUAACAGAAACAUACUUGGAAUGUUUUUCCCUCUUAUAAAUUGUAAUUCCUGAAAUACUGCUGCUUUAAAAAGUCUCACGGUCAGGUUAUAUGAUCUAACAAUUGAAUAUUGUAAAUACAUUUGUCUUUCCUCUCAAUAAAAGGGUACUUUUUUAUUAA
Molecule: messenger RNA, 2892 nt
Organism: Tupaia belangeri chinensis (Chinese tree shrew)
Lineage: Eukaryota; Metazoa; Chordata; Mammalia; Scandentia; Tupaiidae
Gene: GOLT1B
Product: golgi transport 1B
Exons: 5
Coding region: 28-444 (138 amino acids)
Biological process (GO): retrograde transport, endosome to Golgi; endoplasmic reticulum to Golgi vesicle-mediated transport
Cellular component (GO): membrane; endoplasmic reticulum
Source: RefSeq, a predicted model, not a curated record